Messenger RNA from Myotis brandtii (Brandt's bat), 5015 nucleotides. It is a transcript of the gene SLC41A1, whose product is annotated as solute carrier family 41 (magnesium transporter), member 1. Gene Ontology annotation, cellular component: plasma membrane. NCBI's taxonomy places the organism in Eukaryota, Metazoa, Chordata, Mammalia, Chiroptera, Vespertilionidae. The coding region runs from base 1083 to 2627 and encodes 514 amino acids. The record is from RefSeq and is a predicted model, not a curated record. The transcript has 11 exons. Gene Ontology annotation, molecular function: monoatomic cation transmembrane transporter activity. Gene Ontology annotation, biological process: monoatomic cation transport.
AAUCUAUUUUUGAUGGAGUGGGGGGGGGCCACCCAGGGUGCCCCAGAUCACGUUUGCCACUAGCAGCCAACCAGUCGGGCCCGAGUCCGCGGGCAAAAAGCGAUUGGGGGCGAGCGAGCUCGGCCCCACAGUCCCCCGUACGGGUGCCCCCCGCCCGAGCCCGAGGAGGUAUAUCCUGCCCCACCGGCCACCUCCCCUCGUGGAAGCAGAGCAGCGGCCUCGCUGUAGCGCAGAGGCGAGAUGUAGCGAGCCGGGGGUCGCGGCUGGACGCUCGCCUUGGCUGGGAGUGUGGGGGGGCACGCCGGGGGCCGAGGAGGACGGCCGAGGAAGAGGAGUGAUGAGAAGAGGGCGCACCCUGUCCUCCCCGAGACCACGGGCCCUUGCUGCCACUCGCCAGGCGCCCCCCUUCCUCCUAAGCGAGGAGCAGGUAUUCCACGCAGUUUCUCGUGACUUGAAGGACCGGGGAUUCUGGGAGGUUCCAGGUCUUCCCGGGAAGGAAGGAAAUCUCUGGAAGAAAGGUGAAAGACGACAGGCACUGCCCGGGGACCAGCAGAACCUGAGAAGCUGUGGGAAGCUUAAGGACACCAGCCAGAGGCGUGGGAAGAAGCCGCAGCCCCAGGCCCACGCUGCCUUCGGAAAGAACUGAACUCAAACCACUUUUCAUGAAAGAAGGGCCGCCCCAGAGGUUACCCCACAUUUGGCUGGGCUCUUCCACUCUGGAUGUCCCCGCUCUGAGCAACCUGCUGCUGAGAACCAAAGAAGAUAAGAGGCCUGAUUAAUUUCCCCCCAGCCCAGCGCUGGACAACAGGCGUCAGGCGUCUGCACCCCUAGUGGCUGGCUGCGGGGGCUGGUGAGGAGUUUCUGGUUCCCUCCAGCCUGCGGCUUCAGUGCUUGAUGGGGCUGCCUGUUGGUCGAUCAGUUUUUGCAGCACCUGGUAGGAGCGGAGAGCCGUGGGAAGAGGUCCUGCGGCACCCGAGCCUGGGUUCACCCCAAGACUAAGUUCUUUCCUGAGUUAGAGAGGGAGAGAGAAAGCGAAAAAGAAAAAGGAGAGAAGUUUCCCCUUCCUGUUUUCCCUUCCCGUCAUGUCCUCUAAGUUGGAGCUGAAGGACAUCCACCAGCUGAACGGGACUGGCCCUACUGCUUCACCCUGCUCUUCCGAUGGCCCCGGGCGAGAGCCCUUGGCCGGGACCUCCGAGUUCCUGGGGCCUGAUGAGGCUGGGGUAGAGGUGGUGGUGAUUGAGUCUCGGGCCAACGCCAAGGGGGUGCGGGAGGAGGACGCCCUGCUGGAGAACGGGAGCCAGAGCAAUGAAAGUGACGACGUCAGCACAGACCGUGGCCCCGCACCACCCUCCCCGCUCAAGGAGACCUCCUUUUCCAUUGGGCUGCAAGUGCUCUUUCCCUUCCUCCUGGCAGGCUUCGGGACUGUGGCUGCGGGCAUGGUGCUGGACAUCGUACAGCACUGGGAAGUCUUCCAGAAGGUGACAGAGGUCUUCAUCCUGGUGCCUGCACUGCUGGGGCUGAAGGGGAACCUGGAAAUGACCCUGGCAUCGAGGCUGUCCACCGCGGCCAACAUCGGGCACAUGGACACACCCAAGGAGCUCUGGCGGAUGAUCACUGGGAACAUGGCCCUCAUUCAGGUGCAGGCCACAGUGGUGGGCUUCCUGGCGUCCAUUGCAGCUGUCGUCUUUGGCUGGAUCCCUGACGGCCACUUCAGCAUCCCGCACGCCUUUCUGCUGUGUGCCAGCAGUGUGGCCACAGCCUUCAUUGCCUCCCUGGUACUAGGUAUGAUCAUGAUUGGGGUCAUCAUUGGCUCUCGAAAGAUUGGAAUCAACCCAGACAACGUGGCCACUCCCAUUGCUGCCAGCCUGGGGGACCUCAUUACCUUGGCACUGCUUUCAGGCAUCAGCUGGGGACUCUACCUGGAGCUGGAAAACUGGAAAUACAUCUACCCCCUGGUGUGUGCCUUCUUCGUGGCCCUGCUACCGGUCUGGGUGGUGCUGGCCCGGCGGAGCCCAGCCACAAGGGAGGUGCUGUACUCGGGCUGGGAGCCUGUCAUCAUUGCCAUGGCCAUCAGCAGUGUGGGAGGCCUCAUCUUGGACAAGACUGUGUCAGACCCCAACUUUGCAGGGAUGGCUGUCUUCACACCUGUGAUUAACGGUGUCGGGGGCAAUCUGGUGGCCGUGCAGGCCAGCCGCAUCUCCACCUUCCUCCACAUGAACGGAAUGCCCGGGGAGAACUCUGAGCAGGCCCCUCGCCGCUGCCCCAGUCCUUGUACCACCUUCUUCAGUCCUGAUGUGAAUUCUCGCUCUGCCCGGGUCCUCUUCCUGCUCGUGGUUCCAGGACACCUGGUCUUCCUCUACACCAUCAGCUGUAUGCAGGGAGGGCAUACCACACUCACCCUCAUCUUCAUCGUCUUCUACAUGACAGCCGCACUGCUCCAGGUGCUGAUUCUCCUGUACAUCGCUGACUGGAUGGUGCACUGGAUGUGGGGCCGGGGCCUGGACCCCGACAACUUCUCCAUCCCGUACUUGACAGCUCUGGGGGACCUGCUGGGCACUGGGCUCCUAGCCCUCAGCUUCCAUGUCCUCUGGCUCAUUGGGGACCGAGACACGGACGUCGGGGACUAGCCUGGUCACUCAACCUUCUCCCCACCCUCUGCACUUUCUUUAUGGAUUUUGUCUUUUGUUCCCCUCCCCCCACCGUACUCCACACUCCCACCUCUUUCUAGGACUUCACUUUGAUACCGAAUUCUCAUUAUUUUCAAUGGGAAUUUUUAUACAUUGAGCCAAGUUUGUACAGCAAAAAUUCAGGCAGGACAGAGGGACUGAGGCAAGCAGUACAAGUAGAUUUUUGAGACAGUCACCAAGUGCAAUUUCAUGGUGGGUGCCUCCAGGUGAGCUGGAUUGGGGCAGGGUUUUCGUCUGGGAUCUUGGAUCAUGUUUUGGCAAACUUAGCUUUGGCCCUAAUGAGAAACCCUUUGUGAGUUGGCUCUGGUGUUUUUUUCUUUCUUUCUUUCUUUCUUUCUUUCUUUUUUUUUUUUUGGUUGAACAGAGGGAUAAAUAUAUCCCCCCACCCCCCUUCCCCUCACUCACACGUAUACAUUUUUUCUAGAAAUGGACCAACUUCAAGGCAGGAGACAACUGCUCUUGGCUCCAUAUAAUCCUAGCCUCUGCUCUCCGCCUGGGCCCUUCUCUCUCUGAGAGACUAAGGCGGCCUGACUAUUCAGACUGUGCACGUGCCCCUGGCCCAACGGCUGGUAAGCACCACCAGCCCCUGCCAGUGAUCUUUUUGCAAUCGAUUGUCACAUUCAGGAAGAAAUGAGCAGUGGCCUGGUUCCUUGUUGAUUCAUAGUCACCCAUAGGUUUGCCAAGAUCUAUAUCCUCUCUGGGCCCAGAGGACCAAUUCUUUAUCUCUGUUCAACCUUCAUCUCUAAUUGUCUCUAAGCACUACCUUCCCCCAGAGUUGACCAGAUUGGGUUCCAAGAUUAGGGGCAGGGAUGGGUACGUGGAGAAGGGUUGGGAGGUGGAGGGCCACAGGGAUGUCUCGCUGCUGCUGAUUCUCCUGAGGACACAUGGUCACGUGGCCACCUUAAGGCUGUCACUUCGUAAAAUCCCUCAUUCUGUCACCCCGUGGCAAUCAGCUGUCCUCUCGCUUGGCUUCUGCCCACACUCACCAUCCAUUCAUUUACUCGUUCAACAAGUACACGGCCUCCCUCGAGGAGUGCUGCCGCAGGCAUGGUCUGAAACACCCAUUGAGCAGUAUUGAUUGCGUGCCUACUGUGUGCUAGGUACUGUGCCAGGCACUGACCAGCCUGUGGGAAGGGAAAUACAGCUCCAACCUCACCUCAUUCCCCAGAUAAAGGCCACGGGCUCCUUUCGUUCCCGCGCUGUGUCUGCAUGUGUAUCACCACGCCAGGUUCUGCCUCUGGAUCUCCCUCCUAGAUGCCACCUGUGUAAAAUGCUGACCCCAGCUACAGCUCCCAGCCCCGUGGCUCAACCAGUGUCCAUUUCUCUAAAUGUCCCUUCCUCACCUUUCCUACCCUCUACCUCUCUUCACCAGCCACCCAAAAAAAGGAUUCAGAGCUAGUAGACUAGACAUCAACUAGCUGCCUCUACUUUUCUCUGCCUAGCACAAGGUUGGGAGAACACUGGAGUCCCUAUCUUACCCACAUGUUACUCUGAACAGAUCGGAAAUCUGUCCACACACAUGUACAAAGUCUGGACCUUGUGGAUGCAGGUUUUUUUCUAGCCUCUCUAUCCACAGCCUUCCCAGAAACCCUCCCCUCUGUCACCUGAAGGACCCACCUCCAGGGAAAGGCGAAGGAAUGACCUUGUCUCUUACCAACACCAUGCCUUAUCCAGGAACUUGCCCUAUACCUCCAGACGCUGUCUUCUCUCUCCCUCCAUUCCCACCCAGGCCACCUAGUGGAGCUAGAACCUUAGAAUCGGAAGGAAUCGUAGAGGUUGUCUAGUUGGAAUUGUGUCCAACAGAGUUCAUUAACACCAGCCUGGGCUUGUCUCUGCUCCUCAGGCCUUGCAUCUUGUCCCCCGUCUCCAAACACAUUUGCACACACUCUUCUUGUACAGGCACCAAAACCAGCUCCUCUGCCCCCUGAAGCUGUGCCCUGUGCUCCCCAGUCACCCCUGCCCUGUCGCUCACCCCUUCCUCAUCUCGGCCAGGCUGCCCUGGAAGGCUCUGGAGCUUCUUUGCUGAAAAGGCAGGGAGGUAGGCGCGCCCCCAGUCCUGAGUGUGUGAGCAGAGGGAGGACUGUGGGGUGAGACGGCACGAAAAUGAAGUUGGCUUUCAUGGGAGAUUCAUUUAUUUUCCCUGAUUGCACAAACCGCAUGUACUUUCGGCCUGGCUGCAAGGAGCGACAUUGGUUUACUCUUGUAUCCUUAAAAAGUUACAGAACUGUGUCUUAAGAGAAUUAUUUAUAGUUACUAUAACUGAUUUGACAGAUGUCAACAUAACUGAUAAAUUAUAUUUGGUAAAUAAAGAGGACGUUUAUUUAGGUG